Cucumis sativus (cucumber) is the source of this 949-nucleotide messenger RNA. Its product is annotated as co-chaperone protein p23-1. The transcript is spliced from 6 exons. The record is from RefSeq and is a predicted model, not a curated record. Gene Ontology annotation, molecular function: protein-folding chaperone binding; Hsp90 protein binding. Lineage: Eukaryota; Viridiplantae; Streptophyta; Magnoliopsida; Cucurbitales; Cucurbitaceae. Bases 148 to 723 code for a protein of 191 amino acids. Gene Ontology annotation, cellular component: cytosol; nucleus. Gene Ontology annotation, biological process: protein folding; chaperone-mediated protein complex assembly.
CUCAACGUUUAUCCAUUACUUAUAGCGAACCGCCAUUUCAUUGUUUUCAUCCAUGGGGUUGUCUUCGUUUCCUAUUUUUCCCUCUCCAACGAUUCGAUUAGCACCAAAAUACAAUUCCAUUGCAAUUCUGCUCAUCGAUUCCUAAACAUGAGCAGGCACCCUACCUUAAGAUGGGCACAAACAUCAGAUAGGCUAUUCAUAACAAUUGACUUGCCAGAUGCUCAGGAUGUGAAGCUUAAGUUAGACCCUGAAGGGAAAUUUUGCUUUUCUGCCGUUAGUGGAACAGAGAAGAUUCCAUAUGAAGUUGAUAUUGAUCUAUAUGAUAAAGUUGACAUAAAUGAGAGCAAGGCUAGUAUUGGCAUGAGAAACAUCCUGUAUUUGAUAGAAAAAGCUGAAAAGAAGUGGUGGAGUAGAUUGUUGAAGCAAGAGGGGAAACCUCCUGUGUUUGUGAAAAUUGAUUGGGACAAAUGGAUCGAUGAAGAUGAGGAAAAAGGAGAUAAUUCUGGAAAUGAUAUGGACUUUAGCAGCUUGGACUUUUCGAAACUUGGUCUUGAUCCUGGUGGAGGCAUGGGUGCUGAUGCAUUUGGAGAGGAUGAUGAAGAUGACAAUGACAUCGACGAUGAGGGUGAAAAUAAAGAAGGGGAAAAAGUUGAUCAAACACCUCUUGCAGGGCCUAUUAAUGAGUCUGGUUCUUCAAGCAAAGAACCUGAUGCUAAAGCUUAAGCUCAAGCUCAUAACGACUUAGUUCAAGGUAAAAGGAUUGGAUAUGGCAUAACAUAGCUGAGACUUUGGAUUGUUCAUAUUAUCUUUGCAUUUAGUUUUAAUUUUUAAGAAAUUUUUCAUUCGGAAGAGUAUGUUUUAGUUUUAGGAUUGUUGCAUACUGUACUUUAUUACUUGAUGAUGAUGUGUGAUAUUACUAAGUCUUGUUAUUUAGCACUUCGUUUUUCCA